This is a messenger RNA of Echinops telfairi (small Madagascar hedgehog), 4118 nucleotides long. It is a transcript of the gene PJVK, whose product is annotated as pejvakin. NCBI's taxonomy places the organism in Eukaryota, Metazoa, Chordata, Mammalia, Afrosoricida, Tenrecidae. Gene Ontology annotation, biological process: programmed cell death. The record is from RefSeq and is a predicted model, not a curated record. Bases 3043 to 4101 code for a protein of 352 amino acids. The transcript has 6 exons. Gene Ontology annotation, cellular component: cytoplasm.
GCCCAGCCCUUUGUCCUUACCCGGAGGCCGAGUCCUACUGGGAGCCUAGGCUGGUGGGUCAGAUGUGGGGUGCUUGAAGCACACACCGACUCCCCACCCCCAGGCGGCAUUGGGACGAGCUCACUGUAAGAAAGUGUGCCUAUUCCCGAGUACCCAAUUGCUAAGGCGCCGAACCACGGGACUGGAGCCUGGCGUUAGAUUCACGGAAGACGUUCUCUUGGUUCCCACACCCUGUCUUUAGGGGCAGCAGGGUCGCCCCGAGACCACCCCUAUGCCCGCCCACCCCUCACUUAGCAGUCUCCUUUGUCUUCAGGUUUGGGUGGUGGUGCUGGUGCAGGGACCGCAGUGAAGCAUGGUUGGUAUAACUAGGCUAUUCUAUAGACCAGAUUCCAAUUAAACGCAUUUUCUGCCAAUCUUUUUGUUUGUAAUUUUGCCAGUCUUGAUGAGGGCCAGACAACCACGUUAGAAGCAUUGCUUCUCUAGUUGUUCGUUAUCCACUUGCAGAAAUGACUCCCUGUGCUUACUUUGUAUUCUGGAAGAUUGCUUUGUACAACACUGUUUUCACAAAGAGGCAUCAUGAAAAACCGUUUAUUUUUUAGGUCGCAUUCGAGUUCCGGAUACUUAAAAACAUGAUAUGACCAGGAUCUGUCAGACAGAUUUUUCCUUAUUUCAGGCUUGAAUUAAGCCUGUUCUUACCCCCUCUUCCCUCGUUAUUAUGUAUGUACCAAUUACUAUUCACUAAAGAUAUGCUUUUCUGAAUUUAUAAACAAUAUUAUAAGCACGCAGCUACUAUUUCAAAAUGCAUUACCAUCCACAUAACAACCAUGGCAAUGCAAUAUUUCAACACCCAGUAUAUAGUUUAUAAAAUCUGUACCCUCAAGAUUCCUUGAGAACGGUGGUAAAUUGAGGGACUGGAUGAUAAUGCAAUGCAGCUCAAUCCUCUGCUCAUAAUUACAGGUCUGGAAAGCUGACUCCAGUGGGGGAAGACCCUCAUGGUUAUGAGAUAUAAACAGAUCUCAAUCUACAUUCUCAUUGUAAAGGUGGAACUGAGGAACAGGGAGAAAGAAGGACAUAACUGACAGGACAAGGGAGAGCAGAAAUAGGAAUAGCUUCAUUAGGGGGUGGGGGAGCUCCCGGACAGGUUCCAUGACCAAGGCCAACAGGUCAGGGAAGUUGUGCUCAGCAGCUGGUGCUCAGCAGCUGGGGUCAAGGGUUUUUAAAGGGGUAGUGAGGAAUGUAUGGCAUUAUGGCAAUAAGCACAUGGGUCUGGAAACUGGGAGAAUUGCUUGUCGACUCCUCACAGCUUUCUUUGAACCCAGAACAUCUGGUUUCACUGGUUAUCUGGCGCUGGCUGCUGCUGGCCAUUGGGAUGUGCAGGGAAGCACAUGCAGGGCCUGGACCUGUUUCAGCUUAGUCCAAACGGGGGCUGCCUUGUUCUGACCCGACCCAAACAUUCCAAACUUCUUAAUAUUGGUGAUGGGGUGACCUUUUCUGUCUUAACUACUUCCUGCUGAGAUAGAGCAAAGAAGGCCCAAACACUCAUGACUGGUCAGAGUCCCUCCAGUAAUCCCCCAUAAAGGAACUGUCAUAAAAGAGGGAGCUACCAUAGGAGAUGAGUCAUUCCCGUGUCUGGCUGUGCCUGGAGGUUAUCUGUAGAUAAAAGAAAUCAGGUUCUAUAGGCGAAUCCAUUGCAAAAUACAGCAAACCCCUGGGGAGGGCUCAGGGUUGUUUGAGGUCAACUAGCACUAGGUCAAGAUGACUCACCUCACUGCUGGUUUAUUUUGCUACCCACUUAUAUUACCCAUUGACUAUAUAAUAUGUCUGCUGUAUGAUGCGUAUGCCUUUUGAAAGAUCUGUAAGCCCCAUAGUAUGUACCCAUUGGAAAAUAUGUUCCCUCUCUUAGUCCUGAUAUAGGGACAAGAAGCCCCUGUGGCCUGCUGGUUGCCGAUUUAUCAUUUCCCACAACCUCAAAGUUGCUCCGGAGGACCCGUUUGACUGAGGACUCUCACCCACAGAGAACCCUACCCAAACCUCACCUAGUUCUCUUUUUAAAGAAAGUGGGAUAGUAAUAGGGCACAGAGAAAGAAAUGCAGGAGGACCAUGCAGUAUUUUAAAGAGAUAUAGUCCACAUGUACUUCAUGUGUACUUCAAAGUAUAAAUACCUGUCUAUAUUUAUACAAGUACUUAACAUGAUAUGUAGCUUUAAUCUGAUAUUUUUUAAAAGACUGGAAUACAAUCGUUUGCCAAGAUAUUGUGAACUUACAUGGUUUUGAAGGCAUAAACCUGCUGACUCAGAGGAAUCUCACAGGACCCAGUAGAACUGCCCAAUGGGGUUUUCCAAGGCAAUCAUGCUGGUGGAAAGCCUGCUGCACCCUUUCUCCACCCCCACCCCCCACUCCCCAUCCUCCCCCUCUCACCCCCCAUCUGUAGGUGGGUUCAAGGGGCAGGGCUUUCAGUUAGUAGCCUGGGGCUUAACCACUGAGCUGGCUCCUAGGGGAAAGAAAAUGAAUGAAAUGCUGAAAUAACAGGCUAUAUAUUAAAGAAUACAAAAUAGUAACUUACUGUGGUCAAAAUUAGAUAAAGGAAUUCCUUUUGAAGUAGGCACACUGUAAAUGUUCCCUAGGGCUAAAGCUGAUGCUGACAUCCCUUUGUGUUCCACAGAGCUGUAUGCUCUUCUCUAAACUGACCCACUGCUAAAUCCCUAUUAACUGUGACCCCAUCAAGAACAUUGGUAGCAUUUUAAAAUGACUAGUCUCCCCUAUCUAUUUUAGUGCUACAGACUGCCAUUCCAAAUUAGACUUGCUUUUAGUGUCUCACUUUACACUGUUGCUCUAUAAUUCAUGACCGGGGCACAUGCUGGGAGGCUAGGCAGAGUUGUGAAUUCUGUGCCCGUCAACUACUGGGUGAAAACCAUGUUUUGGAUUCCAUGUGUACAUAGUUAUAUUGAAAACCAGGCCAGGUGUGACCUUGUGCCUAAUUUUCUGCCUUGAAAAUAUGGAUUUGUUAUCUAAAGGUUGCAGCUGAUGACAUUUUGAUAUUAAUAUGUUUGCUGCUGCUACCAAGAGCUUCGUAAAGCAAGUUGGAGAUGGAGGGAGAUUAGUUCCUGUUCCAAGCCUCAGUGAAGCUGACAAAUAUCAACCCCUAAGUCUGGUGGUAAAAAAAAAGCGAUGCUUUCUGUUUCCUAGACAUAAGUUUACCUCAACGCCUUUUACCUUGAAAGAUAUUCUCCUAGGCGACAGAGAAAUUUCGGCUGGUAUUUCCUCUUAUCAAUUACUGAAUUAUGAAGACGAGUCAGACGUUUCACUGUAUGGACGGCGAGGCAACCAUAUUGUGAAUGAUGUUGGGAUCAAUGUUGCUGGAUCCGAUUCUAUUGCUGUAAAAGCUUCCUUUGGUGUAGUAACCAAACAUGAAGUGGAAGUAUCAGCGUUACUCAAGGAAAUUACCACACGGAAAAUUAAUUGUGACCACAGCUUAAUACGUCAGUCAAGGAGCAGCAGAAAGGCAGUACUGUGUGUGGUCAUGGAAAGUAUUCGGACCACACGGCAAUGCUCUCUGUCUGUGCAUGCUGGAAUUCGAGGGGAAUCAAUGAGGUUUCAUUUUAUGGAUGAACAGAAUCCCAGAGGAAGAGACAAAGCUAUUGUGUUUCCAGCACACACAACCAUAGCUUUCAGUGUUUUUGAACUUUUCAUCUACCUGGAUGGUGUGUUUGACCUGUGUGUCACGUCAGUGUCAAAAGGAGGAUUUGAAAGGGAAGAGACAGCAACGUUUGCAGUACUCUACAGACUGAGAAAUAUCCUAUUUGAAAGAAAUAGGAGAGUGAUGGAUGUCAUUUCUCGUUCACAACUUUACUUGGAUGAUCUUGUUUCGGACUUCUAUGACAAACCUCUCAGUAUGACUGAUAUUUCACUCAAAGAAGGGACGCAUAUCCGAGUCAACUUGCUUAAUCACAACAUUCCGAAAGGGCCAUGCAUCCUCUGUGGAAUGGGGAACUUUAAGAGAGAGACAGUUUAUGGGUGCUUUCAGUGUUCUGUUGAUGGACAGAAAUAUGUGAGACUGCACGCAGUUCCUUGCUUUGAUAUCUGGCAUAAGAGAAUGAAAUAAAAUGAAAAAUGACUAUA